AUGGCCAGCACAGUACGCCCCAGCACCACAGCUGGAACCCCAGAGCUGCCUGCACUGUCAGAGCGCAUCCAAAAUCCUGCUGACAUCUCUGUCAUUGUCAUCUAUUUUGUGGUGGUGACAGCUGUUGGGCUGUGGGCAAUGCUGAGGACCAACCGAGGCACAAUUGGAGGUUUCUUCCUGGCUGGUCGAGAAAUGGCCUGGUGGGCAAUGGGUGCAUCCCUCUUUGCCAGUAAUAUUGGCAGUGGUCACUUUGUGGGACUGGCUGGAACAGGAGCAGCUUCAGGAAUUGCUGUUGUAGCAUUUGAAUCUCAUGCCUCACCACUAUUGCUGGUUCUAGGGUGGUUCUUUGUCCCCAUCUACAUCAAGGCAGGGGUGGUAACCAUGCCAGAAUACCUCAAGAAGAGGUUUGGUGGGAAUCGACUACAGGUCUACCUCUCCGUCCUCUCCCUCUUCAUGUGUGUAGUUUUGAGAACUUCUGCAGACAUAUUUUCUGGGGCCAUAUUUAUAAAGUUAGCUUUGGGACUGGACCUCUACCUGGCGAUAUUCAUCCUCUUGGCUAUCACUGCUGUUUAUACCAUCACUGGGGGCUUGACCGCAGUGAUUUACACAGACACUCUCCAAGCUGGCAUCAUGUUGCUUGGCUCUUGUAUUCUCAUGGUGUUUGCCUUUGUUGAAGUUGGAGGCUAUGAGAGCUUUACAGAGAAGUACAUGAAUGCCAUCCCAUCUGUAAUUGAGGGGGACAAUCUGACCAUCAACCCCAGGUGCUACACUCCGCAGGCAGACUCCUUCCACAUAUUCCGAGAUGCUGUCACUGGGGAUAUUCCAUGGCCAGGGACAGUAUUUGGAAUGACCAUUACGGCUGUGUGGUUCUGGUGCACAGAUCAGGUCAUUGUACAGCGUUGCUUAUCUGGCAAGGACAUGUCUCAUGUAAAGGCGGCCUGCAUCAUGUGUGGUUAUUUAAAGCUGCUGCCCCUGUUCUUAAUGGUGAUGCCAGGAAUGAUCAGCCGUAUUCUGUAUACAGAUAUGGUGGCCUGUGUUGUACCUUCGGAGUGUGUAAAACACUGUGGUGUCGAUAUUGGCUGCACUAACUAUGCCUACCCAACAAUGGUGCUGGACCUGAUGCCUGCUGGACUGCGAGGCCUGAUGCUGUCAGUCAUGGUGGCCUCUCUCCUGAGCUCCAUGACCUCCAUCUUCAACAGCGCCAGCACCCUCUUCAGCAUAGACCUCUAUACCAAGGUGCGGAAGCAGGCAUCAGAGAAAGAGCUCCUGAUAGCUGGACGGCUAUUUGUUAUUGUGUUAAUUGUCCUCAGCAUUCUAUGGGUCCCAUUAGUAGAGGUGUCUCAAGGUGGACAACUGAUCCAUUACACAGAAGCAAUUGCCAGCUACCUUGGACCUCCAAUUGCAGCUGUCUUCCUGCUUGCCAUUUUCUGUAAACGAGUUAAUGAACAAGGAGCAUUCUGGGGUCUGAUGAUUGGACUUAUAAUGGGCCUUAUUCGCAUGAUUCCAGAGUUGGUCUAUGGAACAGGAACUUGUCUGGCUCCCACAAACUGUCCUCAAAUUAUUUGUGGAGUGCACUAUCUGUACUUUGCCAUCAUUCUCUUUUGUGUGUCUGCAAUAGUUGUCCUGGGAAUUUCCUUUCUAACAAAACCCAUUCCUGAUGUAAAUCUGUAUCGCCUGUGCUGGGCUCUUCGGAACAGUGAAGAGGAACGAAUUGAUUUAGAUGCAGAUGAGAAAAGGCCAGAAGAAACCGAAGAUGCUGUUGAAGAAGAUCAUCCCGAGAAAUCUCGUGGGUGUAUCAGGAAGACUUACGAGUUAUUCUGCGGUUUGCAGAAGACAGGGCCCAAGUUGACCAAAGAAGAGGAAGAAGCCCUUAACAAGAAGCUCACAGACACAUCAGAGAAGCCCUUGUGGAAAACGAUAGUGAACAUCAAUGCCAUCACCCUCCUGGCUGUGACAGUUUUUUUCUAUGGCUACUUUGCCUGA
Heterocephalus glaber (naked mole-rat) is the source of this 1983-nucleotide messenger RNA. RefSeq names its product solute carrier family 5 member 4. The record is from RefSeq and is a predicted model, not a curated record. Gene Ontology annotation, biological process: transmembrane transport; sodium ion transport. NCBI's taxonomy places the organism in Eukaryota, Metazoa, Chordata, Mammalia, Rodentia, Bathyergidae. Gene Ontology annotation, cellular component: plasma membrane. Gene Ontology annotation, molecular function: D-glucose:sodium symporter activity.